Molecule: messenger RNA, 5112 nt
Organism: Toxotes jaculatrix (banded archerfish)
Lineage: Eukaryota; Metazoa; Chordata; Actinopteri; Toxotidae
Gene: lnpep
Product: leucyl/cystinyl aminopeptidase
Exons: 22
Coding region: 382-3489 (1035 amino acids)
Biological process (GO): proteolysis; peptide catabolic process
Cellular component (GO): cytoplasm
Molecular function (GO): peptide binding; zinc ion binding; metalloaminopeptidase activity
Source: RefSeq, a predicted model, not a curated record
GAAAGUGUCAUUUGCUCGUUCGUUAGUUUGCCGAACUAGUGAGAUUUGUUUACAUAUUUCUGUCGAAAGGUUUUACAGUUUGGACAACCCCGCCUUAUUCACGUACUAGUCCAGUGUACAGCUAUGGACAAUAAAGUUGUGGAAACCAGCUAACGCUAGCUGAAUGAAUGUCUUUCAGUCAGUUUAAAUUGUUGGAAGUUGGCUCGUUCCAGGCUAGCUAUUACGUAGCUAACGUUAGUACAGUGAGGACGGGCUGCUAUUUAUUGUGAGCGUCCGAUAGCCUGCGGCGUGUUGUGGCCAGCAAUAAAAAACAUCACGGCUGUUGAGCUACUGUGAGGUUCCUUUAUUUUGGACGCGAGGAGCCCUUUGAGGUAACACACCAUGGAUCCAUUUGACAGUAACAGUACAGAGCGAGCGAGCCUUCCAAGGAACAUGAUUGAGAAUAGCAUGUUUGAAGAAGAGCCUGAUGUCGUGGAUUUGGCCAAAGACUCCACUGCAUUUCCGACCUUUCCUGCUCUUGACCCAGAUGAGGUGGUAUUUGAGCCUCGUAGCUCACGGUUGCUUGUACGAGGCCUGGGAGAGAAUGACAUGGACGAGGAUGAAGAGGACUGCGAGUCUUCAGCCCGUCUCCUGGGCAUGUCCUUCAUGAACCGUAGCUCUGCUCACAGAUCCAACUCUUCUCCAUACACCAGACAGGCUCCACCCAGGUCAUGUUCACGACCCUCAGCCCGCACCAUGGUUGUUUGUGUGUUAUUCCUGGUGAUAGUAGCCUCUAUGACCAUGGUACUGUACUUCUUACCUGGAUGCACCUUUACUAGGAAAGGUUGUGCUAAACCGAACAAGACCACACCCUUAGAGACAGUCUACCCUUUGUCCACAAAUGGCGAACUGUUUCCAUGGGCCCAGUUUCGGCUGCCUCUCAGCAUACAUCCCCUCAGCUAUGACCUCACCCUGAACCCCGACCUCGACCACAUGACCUUCACUGGCCGCACUGUUAUCAACAUGUCUGUACAUCACAACACCAAACGCAUUGUCCUGCACAGUGCUAAUCUCAACAUUACCAAAGCUACCUUCAAGCGGGGUGAUGGGGAGGCCAGUGAUGUGACUGUGCUGGAGUACAAACCCAGACAGCAGAUAGCUGUUAAAUUCUCUGAGGAGCUGAAGGCAGGCCAGUACUGUGUAUUGACCCUGGAGUACUCUGCCAGCCUCUCACACACCUAUGAUGGUUUCUACAACAGUUCAUACACAGAUAAAGAAGGAAACAAAAGGGUCCUCGCUGCAACCCAGUUUGAACCGCUAUCGGCCAGGAAGGCAUUCCCUUGCUUUGAUGAGCCAGCUUUCAAAGCUACCUUUCUGAUUAAAAUCAAAAGAAAACCAGACUACAUGACUCUUUCCAACAUGCCAAAGGCUAAAUCUACACCGCUUCCCAGUGGCCUCGUGGAAGAUGAGUUUGAAAAAACCAGUGUCAACAUGAGCACCUACCUGGUGGCCUUCACUGUUGCUAAUUUCACCCCCAUCCGCAAAAAUGUCUCAAAUACUCUGGUGUCUGUGUACUCUGUGCCAGAGAAGAAGGAGCACACUGACUACGCUCUAGAAACAGCCUCCAAACUGCUGAAAUUCUACAAUGAGUUCUUUGAAAUAGACUACCCCCUCAAAAAACUAGACUUGGUAGCCAUCCCAGACUUCCUGGCAGGAGCCAUGGAGAACUGGGGGCUCAUCACUUUCAGAGAGACCAGCCUGCUGGUGGGGAACCAGUCCUCUCCUCUGGAGAAACAAGUAGUUGCCUCUGUCAUAGCACAUGAGCUCGCUCAUCAGUGGUUUGGAAACUUGGUAACUAUGAGCUGGUGGAAUGACCUGUGGCUCAACGAAGGCUUUGCCACUUACAUGCAGUACAUGUCACUGCAGGCAGUGUUGCCCCAGCUGGAUAUUGGAAAUUUAUUCCUGGAGGUGCGGUUCAGAGCCUUGGACAAAGAUGCACUAAACUCCUCUCACGCUGUGUCGACAGAGGUUAAUACACCGGAACAGGUGGAAGAGAUGUUUGACUCCGUCUCCUAUGAAAAGGGUGCAUCCAUUCUUCUGAUGCUGAACGCCUCCCUGCCAGGGGAUCAACAGUUCAGGAAGGGUAUCAUUCAAUACCUAAAACAGUUCAGUGGAUUUAACACGGACACCAAUGACCUCUGGAAUAGUCUUACACAGGUUGAGGUCUCGACGCAGCACCAGAAUGUUUCAGAGAUGAUGAGCUCAUGGACAUCACAGAAAGGCUUCCCACUGGUCACUGUAAGCCGCAAAGGAGAUCAGGUUACCCUCACACAGGAGCAUUUUCUCCUCACCUCUGAUAAUGCCACGGAGACAUCCAGCCUGUGGCAUGUUCCAGUGACGUACGUAAACGACAGCUGUAGUUUGGCCCCUGAGUGCAGACAGGUGUUCGCUUUGAAGAACAAAACAGGUACUUUUAAGCUGCCAGAAAGUGUAAAGUGGCUGAAGUUGAACUACAGAAACACAGGCUUCUACAUCGUUCACUACGAAAAUGAGGGCUGGGCUUCUCUUAUAAAGGCUUUGUCCAGCAAUGUCAGUGUUCUUACACCUGAGGACCGUGCCUCUCUCAUACACAACAUCUUUGCUCUCUCCAGACUGGGACGUGUAUCCUUCCGUCAAGUCCUCAAACUGUUGAACUACAUGUCUAAUGAAACGGAGACACCUCCUGUGACAGAGGCCUUGUUACAGCUCAAUACUAUCUACAGGCUGCUUGACAAAAGACAGGAACAUGUUCUUGUGGCCCGCAUGAAGAAUUACAUUCUGGAUCAUUUUGGUUCUCUGAUGGACAAACAAACAUGGGAAGAGGAGAAGAGCGUUUCAAAGCAGGAGUUGCGCUCAGCCCUGUUGGAGAUGGCCUGUAGACUGAGUGAAGAAAAGUGCACUCAGCAAGCCAAAAACCUGUUCAAACAGUAUGUUGACUCCAAUGGAACGUUUAGGAUACCAGGUGAUCUGCAGCGAGUUGUAUUCGCUGUGGCUGCUCAGUCGGAUCAAGAUUGGUUGACUUUGCUCAACAUGUACAAACAUGCUACCUAUGAUUCAGAGAAGCGAAAAAUGCUACAGGGCCUCGCGUCCACUCAGGACACCCGGCAUAUAGUAUGGAUUCUAAAGGCAGGUCUGAACGGAGGCAUCAUCCAGACACAGGAGCUGCCUUUGGUCAUCAGCACUGUGUGUAACGGCUUCGCCGGCUACUUGUUUGCCUGGGAUUUCAUACAAGAGAACUGGGACCAACUCAUAGAGAAGUUCCCUGUGGGAUCCUUUGCCAUCCAGACAAUCAUCAAAUCUGCCACCUCCCAGUUCUCCACACAGACACGCCUUGAUCAAGUACAGGGUUUCUUCUCCAGGCUGAAGGAGCGCGGCUCUCAGAUGAGGAGCGUUCAGGAGGCUUUGGAAACCAUCAGGCUGAAUCGGCGCUGGAUGGACAAGAACCUGUCUACACUCCAAAAAUGGCUCUAAUACAGGCACUCCAUCCAGUCUCUGCCCCAUUAACAGGCAACUGGGGUAUGUUGUCAAGACAACAGCAGUGUUUGCACUAUUGUAGGACUGUGUCUCCUAACUCCCUUUAUCCGGGCCAGAGUACUAAACAAAGCCAGAGGUUGUCCUCUACCUGGGUGGACAAGGUGUUUGAUUUUCUGAGAUUGGUCCUGUAAGUUGUAUUCGCUAGCUCAGGGUGGUUCUGAUUGUGUGUCUGACAGGGAGUUGUCAGGCGCAAACACACACUCCUCACACUUUAUGCUGUCGACCAAACCUCUCCUCUGCAGCUCUCAUAUAAACCUCAUGCCUGAGCGGACAAUCAUGCUUCACCCAAACGUCUUUCGCUCGGCUUGCUCUCAGGCACUUGAACUGUAUGAGCUGUUUAAUGGCCACUUCAAAAAGAGAAAGUAUGAAGAAUGUCUGUUACUGUUUGUGUAUGUACUGUCAGUCAGUCCUGGACUCUCUCUGUCGGAUAUACGUGAAUGCAGCUGUGAGGGAUUCCUCAGUGAUGACAAGUUGAAAUUACAGUACUUGAGAGAAGUCAGUAUUCUCAGAAUUAAACUAACCUUUUAUCGCUGUGUUAUGAAAAUCUGUGUAGAAAUGAUAGUUGCCUGUCAAUCUGUACUCUACUUAUUCAUGCAACCUGAAGCAUUUACUAUAUUAAUCAUGGUUUCGCUGGAAGAUUGGUAGAUUGAUUGAUUGAUAGCCUAAAGUACCAAAUUUGUGUCGGCAUCACUUGAAUGUACUGAAAAACCUUCCCACUGUGUACAGUAGGUGGCGCACUGCAUGGCAGUGCAGGUUUAAAUCAACAACCAAUGUGUCUUAGGUGAGAGCAGGCAGUGCACACUGGAGCCAAAUUUUCCUGUCCUUCUUUCUUCCUCUCCUCCUUCCUUUCUCUGCCAGUCAUAAACCGUAGUUUAGCUCAUGAAGUUGUAUUUUGAUUGCGUUUUUCUGCGUGCAGUGCAGCCACUGUACAGACUCACUCUUUAACUCUGUGUGCUUGUAAACUAUAUGUAAUUAUAAUGUAAAUAUGCUCAACCCUAUAACCCUUUUCCCUGCGAUUUUGGAUGUACUGUUUUAAACAUCUUGAAUUUUAACAUUUUAAGAUUUGCUUUCUGUUGUGUACAUAUAGUGUAAAGGGGAAAUGUAUACAUAGAAUUGAUCAAGAGUCUUGGUCAGAUACUUUUUACUCUAUUGCUUGAUUUAGACCACCGCAAGGAGGUCCUUAGCUGAUGAAUGUUUGUGUUCUAAGGGCUAAUGUGCACAUUGAAGAUACGAAGUGAGUAGAAGAACAUCUAUAUUGGGCAUGAUUAAUCUGUCCAGUAACCUGUUGCUCAUCAGCCAAAUAAAAAUACAGGAGGUUUAAAGUUAUUCCAAUGUUAACCAGCCAUGUUGCUCCCAAGAAUGAGGAGUAGCCUAGCUAUUUAUUGAGUGUCUUUAUGUUUCCCCAGCUUUUACUCCAAGGUGUUAUUUAAAUAUGCUUGUACACUCAUCCAGAGCUUUAUUUAAAGUGUUAGUUAUUCACUUCAUCACUGUCAUUAGAUUCAGGAUAAUUGAUAUCCAGUAGAUGAGUUGAUUUUUCUAUAAACGUCCUGGUUAACUUCA